Messenger RNA from Dictyostelium discoideum AX4, 573 nucleotides. RefSeq lists its product as hypothetical. The coding region runs from base 1 to 573 and encodes 190 amino acids. The transcript is spliced from 2 exons. Lineage: Eukaryota; Evosea; Eumycetozoa; Dictyosteliales; Dictyosteliaceae. The record is from RefSeq and is a predicted model, not a curated record.
AUGGAUAAUAUCAUUACAAAUAGUAAUACCAGUGAAGUUGAAAAUAAUAGCAAACUCGAUCUUUUGCAAUCAACAUUCCAAUCAGCACCACAACAACAAAUUCAACAUAAUCAAAAAAAUCAACAACAACAACAACAACAAAAUUUAAAAAAUAUAAAUAAUUAUCAAAAUCAUAAUAAUAAAUUCAAAAGAUGGAAUGGAUAUUCCCCAUCAUUAAAUAAUUUCAAUAAUAAUAAUAUCAAUAAUAAUAAUAAUAAUAGUUUUAAUAAUAAUAUUAGAAAUUAUAGUGAUCAAGAUUUAAAAAAAGAAUUAGAAUUAAGAUCAUUAGAAUUAAUGAAAAAAGAAGAAGAGAUAAUGAAACUUCGUUCAAAAUUAACAACACUUAGUGAACAAUAUACUCAAGAACUUGCAAUAUGUUGUCAUUAUUCUAAUAGCCUUUCCAAUUUAAGAAAAGAAGUAUAUCAAAUGAAAAAUCAAUUUUUGUCUAAAGAAGAACAAUAUAAAAAACAAAUCCAAGAUCUUCAAUAUAAAUUAUACUGCGAAUAUCAACCAAUUGGAAAGCUUAGAAUUUAA